Molecule: messenger RNA, 633 nt
Organism: Williopsis jadinii
Lineage: Eukaryota; Fungi; Ascomycota; Saccharomycetes; Phaffomycetales; Wickerhamomycetaceae
Exons: 2
Coding region: 1-633 (210 amino acids)
Source: RefSeq, a predicted model, not a curated record
AUGUCAAUCACAGACAACAAGCAAUGCAGGAAGCACUACCCUUAUACCCUUAUUAGCAUCACAAGCUGUGAGGGUUAUAAGUGCUCUCAAACCAAAGGUCCUACUGGAGUGGUUGUUGUCACUGAGAUUAUUUCUGGUAUCAUCACUUCUUACACAAUCUACUGUCCAGAGACCUACUUCAUCAAGACUUACUUUGAGAAGAUCGUUUGCGUUACCAUCCCAUGUGAGGUUUGUGAAGAGGGUGCUGCUGCUAUAACCAAGACCAUCGAAUGUGAGGAUGAGUGUUACGAUGUUAUUGUCACCCAGACAAAGACCAUUGUUACUGCUACUGGUGGAUCAGUCAUCCCUACUGGUGUUGCUAAGACAUACAUUACUGGUGCCGAGGCGACUGCUACAAUUGUUACUGUUGUUAGCACUGUUGGUGGCUCACAUCUGACUGCUGUUGCUGUUGAAAACUACGGUGUUGCUGUCGAUGAUAUUGCUUUUACGAAAUCUGGUAAUGGCUCUGUUAUUGUCGAGACCACUGAGAUCACAGUGACUAUUCCACUUAAGACAGAAACAGGUAUUUCUGAUUCCUCUGGAUCAUCUGGAUCGUCUGGUUCUGAGACUACUGUAGAUAUUCCUGCUUAUUAA